CGGUAGCGUAUUAUUUUUGUUUUACUUCUUUUGGAUAUUUUUUUUUAUCGUUCAUUUAAUUUGUUUUGUUUGUAUUCAUCAUAGAUAAAUAGCAAAGGUCGCUGCUGCUGAUGAGAAAAAACAACGUGUUGAAAGUCUUUGGAGAAGAACCGCACGGGCUCAGGAAACGAGGCUCUCCAUCAGAACUUUUGUUGUGUCGUUAAACCCAGUCGCGAUUUAAAAAAGAAUGUCGUUCGCCUAUUCGGAUUAUCUGGCCGCUGAGUGUCUGGUGUCGAUAUCCAGCGGUCCCGUCCUCCAUCGACCCACCCCGGUGUCUGGUGCGGCUCAGGCCCCUCCUCGGGGCCUUCCUGCCGGGGAGCCAGACGGGUCGAGCGAGGACAGGGAGGUGCGGGAGACGCUCCUGUUAGAGGGGGCCAAUAUGAUGACGGUGGCGGAGAUCCUCACCGACCUGCACGGCAAGUUUCGUCCCAUGUCGGCCUACUCCGAAAGCAGCAACUCGUCAUGCGGAGAGAGCGGCUACACCACGUUGUCUGACUCCACCACCCCGACGCCGACCAUGACCCCCUCUGCCACCCCUGUCCCGGGACAGUACAAUAACACUCAGCAGUUUUGGGGAGGAGGAGGCGCACCCCGGUCCCCCACCAAGCGUCACCCCUGUACUUUCGACGGGUGUGACAGGGUAUAUGGCAAAUCAUCCCACCUGAAAGCGCACAUCAGGACCCACACAGGUGAGAGGCCCUUUCCUUGCACCUGGCCCGACUGCGAAAAGAAGUUCGCCCGUUCCGACGAGUUGGCCCGACACCUGCGCACCCACACAGGCGAGAAGCGCUUCCUGUGCCCACUCUGCGACAAGCGCUUCAUGCGCAGCGACCACCUCAUCAAGCACGCCCGCCGGCACCCCAACUUCCACCCCUCCAUGAUCAACCGCAAGGGUUCGGCUCAGGGAUCCGCUUCAACCCAGCCCACCGCCGCCGCCUCCUCAGAGUACGCCAGCACUGCCAUGUAGACCCCUGCCUUCUGCACUGUGACCACCGUCUCUAAGACACUGCAGCUUACUCGAUCGCCGUGCAUGCUGGGAUCCUUUUAAGCUCAGUCCUCACUUCCACAGGCCAAAAAUGAAGAACUUCACCACGUCUUCCUCCGAACCCCUUCGCCCAACCAGUGACGACCCAAACGGGCGAAGGAGACACAAACGCUCAAGCACAUUCCCAAGUCACGUGAUUAAACGAUCACAUGACCGACAAGUGAUGGCGAACGCAGCAUUGGUCUUAAAUGGCUUGCUUUGGGUGUUCUAGAUUCAUCUGAAAUGCCGUAAUGGCCUUUUUUUUGGUGCAUGCAGACAAAAUUGCUACCAGCAGCAGCACAACGUUUUCCGUCGGCCAUCGUUGUCGUUUCACUUGUCAGCCAUGUUUUUGAAACUUCCUAAAGGAUACGUCACAGUUUAAGGGAAAGUUUACUCGUUCUUUGGUCUUUUUUACAGUCCCAUCUACCGUCGAAAAUUUCGCACAACCUUGUUUGUCAUGUCUUUUUGUAUAGCCAGAACGGCAAACCCUCUCUGGUUUUUGUUGUCCACACACAUGCUGUACGACGCAAUAACCAGGUUCAGUUGCAGAAUUAUCACAAAGUAUUUGUGUGUUACUCAUGAAUCAGUCACGCAUAACACGUGCAGUGACUUUAUGCAUUCUUAAACCUCCUUGGCUUUGCGAAAACCUUGAAGUUGCGAUGUCAAGUUUAUCCAUUCCUUAAACGAAUUCUAUUCUUGACCACCUUUGAAACCAAACAACGUUAUCGAUUGAAACCGAAACGGCCAGUGAGUUUCUUCCGGGUUGAAACACUGCCUGCCCUGCAACGCCGCAUUUCCACAUAGCUUUCCCUACUGAAAAUUGUAAUAAGUUAUUGUCAUCUUAAUUUCCUUUUGUUUUCUAUUAGUAGUAUAAGCAUGGCAACUGAAAAAGUAGGGGGGGUUUUUAUUGUUAAUUUUAUUAGACCAUGAAUUUAAUAUUAUUAUUAUUAUUUUCCACUUGGAGGAACUCUUUUGUUUGGCCAUGUAAUGUUGAUACAUGUAGCAAUGUGUUUAAUUGUAAUGUGGAUACGUGUAGAUAAAUAUCUAUGCUUGCAGCUUCAAUGGUAAAGAUGUUAUAUGAACUACUAGAAGUAAUACACCUUAUAUUAGGGGUGACAGUACACGCUUGAAUAGAAUAGUGCUGCUUGUGUGCGAAUGUGU
Rhinichthys klamathensis goyatoka is the source of this 2224-nucleotide messenger RNA. RefSeq lists its product as uncharacterized. Gene Ontology annotation, molecular function: RNA polymerase II cis-regulatory region sequence-specific DNA binding; DNA-binding transcription factor activity, RNA polymerase II-specific. The transcript is spliced from 2 exons. Lineage: Eukaryota; Metazoa; Chordata; Actinopteri; Cypriniformes; Leuciscidae. The coding region runs from base 227 to 1006 and encodes 259 amino acids. The record is from RefSeq and is a predicted model, not a curated record. Gene Ontology annotation, biological process: regulation of transcription by RNA polymerase II.